Molecule: messenger RNA, 7270 nt
Organism: Athene cunicularia (burrowing owl)
Lineage: Eukaryota; Metazoa; Chordata; Aves; Strigiformes; Strigidae
Gene: SPDL1
Product: spindle apparatus coiled-coil protein 1
Exons: 10
Coding region: 3-1883 (626 amino acids)
Biological process (GO): mitotic metaphase chromosome alignment; mitotic spindle assembly checkpoint signaling; establishment of mitotic spindle orientation
Cellular component (GO): spindle pole; outer kinetochore
Molecular function (GO): kinetochore binding
Source: RefSeq, a predicted model, not a curated record
AAAUGGAGUCAGAGACCAUUUUGCAUCUUAGACAUCAACUCAAGGAAGCAGAAAAUGAGCGAAGAAAGGCAGCACAGUAUGGCUUGCAUUUAUUGGAGUCCCAAAGUGAAGUUCAAAAUCAGUUAGAACAAACACGCCUUGAAUUGACCGAGAAAACUGAGAAAUUUGAACAAGAGAAAUACUCUCUUCAGAGAGAAAUUGAACUCAAGAAUCGAAUGUUGGAAAGCUUGAGUUUUGAAUGUGAUUCCCUUAAGCAGCAGCAAAGCAUGCAACUGGAUAAACAGAAAGAACAACUUGACAGAGUCUAUGGACAAGAAAUCAGUGACCUUAAAAAUAAGUUGGAGAACCUGAAAGCAGAACUAGAUGAAACCCGACUGUCAGAGAAACAACUGAGACACAAAGUGGAUCAUCAGAAGGAAAUAAUUUCUGCCAAAUCAGAAGAAAUACAUAUGAUGUCUGAACGUGUACAUGAGACCAUGUCUUCAGAAAUGCUGAAUCUUCAGAUAGAACUCACUGAACUUGAAAGUGUUAAGGCCAAUAUUGAAGAAAAGCUGAACGAACUGCAGUACAGCAAAGAACAAUUAGAACUCAUAAACAGUAACUUACGUAAUCAGCUGGAGCGUCUACAGGAAGAAAAAGAAGAGAGGGAAAAAGAAGUUGUUUCUUACUGUAAUGCAUUAGAGAAAGCUCGUGAAGCUAAUCAGGAGCUUCAGGUUCAACUGGAUCAUGCAGUGCAACAAUCUUUGGACCCUACAAGUAAAGGCAAUUCGCUCUUUGCUGAGGUGGAGGACCGUAGAGCAGAAAUGGAACGACAGCUGAUCAGUGUGAAAAUAAAAUAUCAGUCACUACAAAAACAACAUGCAUUCACUAGAGAACAAUUGCAAAGAAUGAAGCUGCAGAUGGCUACACUGCUACAGAUGAAAGGCUCUCAGGCUGAAUUUGAGCAGCUGGAACGCUUACAGUCGAUGUUAGAGCAAAAGAAUGGUGAGAUAGAAGAUCUUCUUAUCAAAGUGAGGCAGCUAGAAAAAUUUAAGACUUUAUAUGGGAAUAUGGAAGAAUCCAGAGCUAGUAGUAGCUCAAAAGGAGGAGAAUCUGAAGAUGGUUACUAUGCAGAUUUACUGCUAAUGAAACUUGACAAUGCAAACAAGGAAGCUGAAACCUUGAAAAACGAACUAUCCUUGCAGAGGAUGAAAGCUCUAUAUGAGAGCCAAAGGGUUCUGGAAGUUGAAAGGAAGCUUUUCGCAAAUGAGAGGCAUUUGCAAGCUUGUCAGAGUGAGAAUAUGAACUUGCGAGUGAUGCUGGAUGAGCUAAAAAUGAAAUACGAACCUGAAGAAUUACUGAAAGGCAUUAAAAAAAAAAAGAGGAGGGAGAAGAUUCCAGUGGAUGCUACUUGUGAAUACUUGGACAGCAAAAAUACUUCAGUAAAAGAAGCUGCUCUCACUCAAUCGCCAAGUAAGGAAGAAACAAAGAUGACUUCCAAGAACAUGGAGCAAAGUGAUGUUUCUCCAAAAAAACAUGCUCUUGAAGUACCACCGAUAAAUACAGCUCUUCAAGCAAUGCAAAAAGUAGUUGAACCUGAAAGAGAGCGAAAAAGAGUUAAAAUUCAAGAUGAGAACCAUGAUGCCUUUACUUCAUAUAGCAGAAGUGGAAGUAAUUCCUUGAUUUCAGCUGCCCCCAGGUCAGUGUCAGCGUCUGUCUGUGGCCAAGGCAAUCAGCACAGACCUUCAUCUCUUUUCUUUCGCUGCAUGAACUGUGCUAUCCACUUCUUUAUCUAUUUCCUCAGUGUUGCAUGCAGUGUAAUUCCUCAGCUCCGGCUGCCUACAUUGAACCUAUCAAUACCUUUUAGAAAGACUAAAAUGAUGACUAAUGAAAAAGACUCUUGAAGCUGUAACAAUCUUUGAAAUAACUUUGCCAUUACGUGGAAAUGUUUGUGGUGUGCAGAUAGCAUGACAGCUCACUCAGUUUGCUCUAACUUCACAAACAGGACUUCUCUUGGUCCUUUCAAAACUGCCACACGCCUGUAUAAUGUGUCAAAGUAACAAAGGCACCUAGGUAUCAUGCUUCAGUUCCAUACUGAACUUCAGCCCAUAUCAACUCUCAGAUUUAGCUAAAAACCUAGAAAUUAUUUAAAUUAAGUAAUUCUUAACCUGCAUUGGGUUAACAGACCUUAAUUCUCUAUUACCUCAUACAAUACAAUUAUGCUGUUUGUGUUGUCAGACAUUUGACUUCUGUAAUCUGGAUGCAUGAUAACUAGAAACACAACUGCUAAAUUAAGAUCAAGUUUUUUCCCUUGAAUUGAGAACUUAAGUUACUUUUUGCUACAUGGCAAAGUAACUUUAAACAGUAAUUAACUCCAACCUUUUUAUCUUGGUAAGAGGAAUGCUGUGUUUUUUCUUUCCCAGCUGAUGCUUUUUUAUUCUGUUCAUAUUCAUAAUCUUCAUAAACACAUGUUUGAGUGUUUGGGGGGGAGAAAAAACUUGAAGUAGUCUAGAUGGUUUUUGCUUACGGAUUGCUAAUGUCUGCUAGUAAAAAUAGUUUCUUGAAUCUAGAAUGACAGGAGCUUCAAACAUGGAGGAAGGCCUAACACAGGGAAGUCUGUGCAGUAUGUCCAAAAUUAAUGGCAUUCAGAAGUAAUGGGAUUGAUUUGAACCUUGGAUCAAAUAUUCAAGGUUAUAUUGGAUACAAUUAACAGAUUCAAAGUAACAACAGUACAGUUUUCUGAGAGUCUGGUAAGAAUAUGGCAGAAAUAGUUUAAGUAUCAAUGUCAAAAUAUGCAGGGAGUCUUACUGAGCAGGAAAGAUCAGGGAGGUCAAACAUGGAUGGUGAAAGUUGAGAGGAAAGAUUGGAUAAUUUAGUGAUGGUGUUGUGUUUUGACAAUAUUCUGUACACAUAAAGGAACAGAUAGCAUGUAACCUGGGUGUGAGAAGUUUAACUUAUUUCCUCAUAUUUCUCUUGGAAAGGAAGAUACAGUGUCUGCCAAAAAAGUUGUUGUUGGAAACAGUUUGUGUGAACUGAAGGGUUAAACCUACUGGAGAGGGGGUGAGGAGAGGAAAUUGUGUGGAGUUUAGGUUUGAAAGCAGAGCGAGUGGAAAAAGUGGAAGAGGUUGAUGAAGUUGUAGUCAGAGGGAGGGUUCUAAUCUUGCACCCAUUGCUGUUGGUUCAAAUAAGGAUCAAAACAUAAAUCUGUAGAUGUUAAAAAAUGAAAACCACCAACACAACAAUAAAAUCACCACAAAACUCCAUAUAAGCUUUUAAGUUGUUUUCAGUGAUGGUAUGAACCUCUAAAAGGUAAAUCCGGGCAGAAAGUUUUAUUCACAUUUCUGAUUGCAUUAAUGAACUGCUAAAUCUCCAAUUAGUGAGGGUAUUAAGAAAACAUGAGGCUUUCCUUAACCCUGAUCUAUUAUGAUUUCUUAUGAAAUAGGAAGUUGUGAUAAAAUCUGAGUAUUUGAGAAGUUGGGUUUUUAAACACCCAAAGAAUCUCUGGACUGUUCUGUGACAGAUGUGGCCAAACCCUGUGUGGGAAUAGAGGUAAAUGCAAAGGCAGAAAAAAAUAUUGGCAACCGGAGCAGGAAUGUGGACCUGAAAAUGGAGAGUUUGGGGGAGGGUGCAUGGUGGGUAACUUUCAGUGUUUUGUCUUGUGUUAAGUGAAAUGUGAUGCUCUGGAUGAAAAGGCUCUUUGUGGUCAUUGGGGUUAUUUUUGUAAUUGGUGUAAUUUUUGGGCAAUAAUAAGUCUAGCUCUGUCAUCAUUGGUCCAUGAGAUGUGGCUGUGAAAAGAGUAACUGUGAAAGGAUUACAAACUUAAUUUCUAGGAAAUGAUUUGUUGUCUCAGUUUAGGAGAUGAUGAGAAGGUGGUCAAAGUGAUCUGUAUGUACUUGUAUGGGUGACAGAUUUAUUUGAAGAGUCUUAGUGGUUAGCAAGGUAAAGCUUGAUAACUUAGAACUAAUAACAUGUACAUAUCUUCAGUGUGUCUAUUUAGAAAAGUUUGAACAAAGUAAACAUAGGAAUACUUUAUUAGGUGAUGGUACUGAUUAGAUUAUGGUCUGUGAUGUUGAGAGCAUACUAGUAGAGACUAAAGAUUUAAAUAUUUAAGUGAAUAAUAUUACUUGUUAAUUGCUAUUGUAAUUGAGGCAACACAGGUUAUGGGUAGUGAUAUCUUUUGUUAGGCCAAGCAGUCAGUAGAAAGAUACACUUCUGUAUUGAAGUGCUGUUCUUCACUUCUGAAACUGAAGUAGUAAAAUCCAGCCCUUGCUGUCCCACUUAAUUUGCCUAUAGAUUUGACAUUGUUUUCUUUAGUUUGAUCUAAAGAAGUGCUUGUGUACCUAAGAGCUUAUUUGUUCUUUAAAUUAUUUCUUUGGAUUACAUACACCAAAUUGCCUCAUUUGGACUUUGGUCAAGUGCCUAUAGCCGUUUGGCUCAGCAGGAGAUUCAGAUAACUAUACUCUCUUUGGGGUUUUAGGCAUGGCAUUCCUUCUCAAGAAGUAAAGCUCCAUCUGAUAAGACUAGUUGAUCUUCCUUAAAUGGGUAGAAGGAAGCCCCAUUACAUCUAGUUUUAGGAGUUUACAGAGUAAAAGCUUGAUGGAAUCAUAUCAGAGUUUCACAAGCAUUUUUUUUAAGCGCAAGUGAUUAACUGUCAUCUCUUCUUACUGAUCAGUCCAUUUCCCUGUGCUAACACUUCACGACAUAUGGCAAUGCUCCAAGGACAGGUUGGAGCUGCCUUGGUGUGAGGGCUGUGGUGGAUCACUUCUGGCUUGUUGCCAGGUGCCCACUCAACUGUUCUUGCUCCCCCUCUUCAAGAGGAUGGGGGAGAAAAAGAUGGAAAAAGCUUGUGGGUUGAGAUAAACACAGGGAUUAAUUAGUCACAGGCAAAACAGAUUUGACUUGGGGAGGAUGAACUCAUUGCCAAUUGAAAAUAGUGGGACAGUGAGAAAGAAAACCACCUUUCCUCCACCCCCAACCCUUCUUCCCAGGCUCAACUUCACUCCUUCAUUUCCCACUUCUACCUCCUCCUCACCAAGUGGCACAGGGGAGAUGGGGAAAGAGGGUUGCAGUUACUUCAUAACACCUUGUUUCUGCUGCUUCUUAAUUAUCACAAAGGUUGGUAGAAAAGAAUUUUAAAAGGGGCUGGCUGAUUUUUGAACUCCAUGAGACUUAAGGAGAAUCAUGCUCUGAAACUGACUUUGGAAUCUGUUAACUCAUUCACUUGUCCCUUUUGUAUGUAGCGGCCUGCAGACAUGAUCCACUACACAGUAGUAAAAUGUGUUAUUUUUUUAAAAAAAAUCAAUAGGGUAGUGAAAGUAUGGCACAACAACUAAUAGACUGUAGAAUAAUCAGUCCUGAAGCAUUUGCAGGCCAACUGUAAGAUACUAAGAAUGAAAGAGAAAAAAUUAGUUGCUUGAGUUGUCUGUUCAUUGUCACAUUAAAGCUCAAUUAUUUGAAUCUUUAGACAUUUCUGAAUACCUCACUGCUGUAAACUAAGGUAUUUAUAAGUGAAAUGAAUUAUAGCAGUGUAUUGCUGAUCCAGAUAAAAGCUGUAACUAACUUAAAAGUGUAGCUUACUAACAUGAAAUGGAUUAUUCAUUUCAUCUUCAUAAGUCAGUAUCAGUCCUUGGAUAAAUUACUUGAGGUAAUUAUUAACAUAGUUCUAGUCUGGGGAAGUUUGCUUUCCUCAUGCUGACUUGCACAAACAUUUUGGUGUGCAUUCAAAGCAUAAAAAGAUGGUGGGUUUUUUAAAUAACUAAUUCUAAUAGCUAUUUACUCUUAUGAAACAAUGUGGUCUUUCUGAUGUGAAUUUGAUUUCCAGAGUUUUUACACUAUAUACUAACAAAGUUACCUAAUACUGUAAAGGGGGAGUGUUUUGUAUAAAUCCAGUUGUGCUGCUUUGGAACAUAAUUUAAGUCAAAGCAAUUUUUAUUUGAUGUUUUGGUUUGAGUUAUUGCUUUGUUCAGUGUCUUUACAGGAAAAUUUUAUUGGAAAUUUUGGCCUCUUAGAGUACUGAUUUUUUGGCCUUGGGCAGAGGUUGUUUUAAGGCGGAAGAGUGGAGGGACAAAUGAAGAGAUUCUACCCUAGGAACAGUUUGCACAGGCACAAGCAAUCCAUCCCCAGUGACAGCUGCUAGGGAAGCAUAGACUGAACUGCAGACUAAACACUAACCAUAAGAUAAUUACUAAUAAUAUACUUUUUAAUCCUUCCCUGAAUAAUUGGUUCUUGUUGUAACCACUUAAUUAUUUGGCUGCUUGCAAGUAGCAGCACAUCUAAAACGGAGGGCAGUUGGGGGGAAGCUGACUGGACAAAAAAUGGUUAGCCAUCAGUUACAGGUGUGCACUUGCUACAAAGCAAAUGUCGAGCAAACACUGGACCUAGGGGAGAUGCACAGCAAAGCAUAUUUCUCCAUAGUCUAUUGAGACAGUGCUUAGAGGAAAUAAUGUGCAGAUUGCUUGCAGUGGAUAGAAUAGCUUAUAUGUGUCUGUAAAGAUAGUGGGGGGUGGGGCUGGGUAGGAGCUAUUCUUGUUUGGAAAACCAUCACUGAAAGCAGCUGUAGAUCGUGGUGGGUUGGUCACUGGAGGCUCUUGAGACCCCUAGAAAUCCACAAGGUCACUAGAGAGUUGUUUUAACAGAUGUGAUGAAUCAGCAUAGACUUUGUGUUAGUAUGUAAAGCGAUGUUCAUUUGAAGCUUCAUUUUCCAUAAUUUGUUUUGCUGUGGAAAUAAUCAUGUGUAACAGUCAAUUGGUCAUGGGUGAUUUGGUUGAGUAAAUACCACUAUUUAUCCAUUUGUUCUAAUGACAUGUUUAAGUACCUUUAAGUAAUUCUUAAAUAAUCAGAAGGUCUGAUUGUGCUCAGAUGUCUAUAUCUUGUUUUUACCUUACCUCUUUAACAGCAAUGUGGCAGUUUUAUCCCCAUUUACAUUCAUAGCAGAAUUAAAACAUGUCAGUAGACAAAUGAUGUAGUUCAGAGCCUGAAAAUAUUUUUUUUUCUCCAGCAACAUCUUUUCAGGUAUUCAGACAUUAAGAUAAAGGCAGUAGUAGUGCAGAACUAGGUUGGAAAUUAGUAUAUUGCUAUAAGUGUAGUCCCUUUUUUUGUGGUGGUGGUGGUGUUAAAGCAAAAUGCUUCACUUCAUCAUGUUUGUAUUAUGUUGCUGGGACUCUUCAUCUGGACUUGAUCUUGUUUUUGUGGACUUGAUCUCCUUUAUGUGCAUGGCACAGUGAAUGUUUUUAUUCAAAGGCUGAUCCCAACCAAACCCAUUCAGUAACCUUUUUUACCAAAUGUUUCAGCA